Messenger RNA from Octopus bimaculoides (California two-spot octopus), 2692 nucleotides. Its product is annotated as pre-mRNA-splicing factor SYF1. Gene Ontology annotation, molecular function: protein binding. Gene Ontology annotation, biological process: mRNA splicing, via spliceosome; generation of catalytic spliceosome for first transesterification step. The record is from RefSeq and is a predicted model, not a curated record. Gene Ontology annotation, cellular component: U2-type catalytic step 2 spliceosome; post-mRNA release spliceosomal complex; Prp19 complex. NCBI's taxonomy places the organism in Eukaryota, Metazoa, Mollusca, Cephalopoda, Octopoda, Octopodidae.
UAUUUCAGCGAGUUUUAUAAUAACUUUAACUGAUUUCUAAAAUGGCUGCCUGCUAGAGAUUUUAUAAAAAUGUUUUAAACAAUUUAAUUGGUAUAAAGAAGCAAUAUGCCGACAUCAGCAUUAAAAGAUAUAUAUUUUGAAGAAGAUGAUCUUCCUUAUGAGGAGGAUAUCCUUCGAAACCCCUACUCUGUCAAAUGUUGGCUUCGUUAUAUUGAACACAAGAAAGAAGCUCCAAAAAAUGUUAUAAACAUGAUAUACGAAAGGGCCAUUAAAGAAAUGCCUGGAAGUUAUAAAUUAUGGUAUAAUUACUUAAAGCUUCGAUGCAGGCAAAUCCGUGGUCGCUGUAUCAGUGACCCUGCUCAUGAUGACGUGGCUAAUGCAUAUGAAAGAUCUUUGGUCUUCAUGCAUAAGAUGCCUCGUAUUUGGCUUGACUAUUGCCAACUUCUUAUGGACCAAUGUAAAAUCACCUCCACUAGAUAUACAUUUGAUCGAGCUUUGCGUGCUCUCCCAAUCACUCAACACCAUAGGAUAUGGCCUCUAUAUUUACAGCUGGUAACUAUGUAUCCCUUACCAGAAACAGCUGUCAGGGUCUAUCGACGAUAUUUGAAGCUUAAGAAAGAAGAUACUGAACAAUAUAUUGAUUACCUAAUAUCUAUUGAUUGGCUUGAUGAAGCGGCACAACGUCUAGCAACUAUUAUAAAUGAUGAACAGUUUGUCUCAAAAAAAGGAAAAUCUAAACAUCAAUUAUGGAAUGAGUUGUGUGACCUAAUUGCAAAACAUCCUGACAAAGUAACUUCUCUAAAAAUUGAACCAAUUAUUCGACAAGGUCUCAAAUUGUAUUCUGAUCAAAUUGGAGUCCUUUGGAAUUCAAUGGCUGAUUAUUACAUUCGAGGUGGACAUUUUGAAAGAGCUCGUGAUAUCUAUGAAGAAGCUAUUCAGACAGUCGUAACAGUCAGGGAUUUUACCCAGGUAUUUGAUGCAUAUGCUCAGUUUGAGAAAAAUAUGGUUAGUGCAAAAAUGGAAGCCAUGUCUGAUUCAGGAACAUCUCAAGAAGAUGAUCUUGAUGUUGAAUUACGAUUAGCAAGGCUGGAACAUUUGAUGGAUAGGCGUCCUCGUCUCUUGAACAGUGUGUUACUACGUCAGAAUCCACAUAAUGUCCAUGAAUGGCACAAAAGAGUAAAACUAUUUGAAGGAAAACCUCGAGAGGUUAUCAAUACUUAUACAGAAGCUGUCCAAACUGUGGACCCAAAACUAGCCACUGGAAAAUUAUACACUCUUUGGGUGGAAUUUGCUAAAUUUUAUGAAAAUGCUCAGCAAAUUGAUGAUGCUAGAAUAAUCUUCGAGAAAGCUAUCAAAGUACCAUUCAAACACGUUGUAGAUAUUGCCUCAGUUUGGUGUGAAUGGGCUGAAAUGGAAAUUCGUAACGAAAAUUAUGACAAUACUCUAAAAUUAAUGCAAAGAGUAACUACACCACCUUCACGGAAAAUUUCUUAUCAUGAUGAGACUGAAACAGUCCAAGAUCGUGUACACAAAUCGCUAAAAGUGUGGUCAUUUUAUGCAGAUUUGGAAGAGUCAUUUGGUACAUUUAAGAGUUGCAAAGCUGUUUAUGACAGGAUUAUUGAUUUAAGAAUUGCUACACCACAGAUUAUCAUCAAUUAUGGCAUGUUUCUUGAAGAGAACAACUACUAUGAAGAAGCAUUUAAAGCUUACGAGAAGGGAAUUGCAUUGUUUAAAUGGCCUAACGUUUAUGAUAUAUGGAAUACAUACUUAACAAAGUUUAUUGAAAGAUAUGGUGGUAAAAAACUUGAGCGGGCUCGUGAUCUUUUUGAGCAAUGUCUAGAAGGAUGCCCACCUAAAUAUGCUAAAGCUAUUUAUUUGCUCUACUCUAAAUUAGAAGAAGAACAUGGCCUUGCUCGCCAUGCAAUGAAGGUGUAUGACAGAGCAAUUGAAGGUGUACUUGAAGAAGAAAAACAUGAGAUGUUCAACAUUUACCUCAAGAAAGCAGCUGAAAUUUAUGGUGUGACUCACACUCGAAGUAUCUAUGAGAAAGCUAUUGAAAUAUUAGCUGAUAAUCAAUCUCGAGAAAUGUGUCUAAGAUUUGCUGACUUAGAGCGAAAACUUGGGGAAAUAGAUCGUGCCCGAGCUAUAUAUGGUCACUGUUCUCAAAUGUGUGAUCCUAGAAUUACGCCAGACUUCUGGAAAACCUGGAAAGAGUUUGAGAUUAAGCAUGGCAAUGAAGACACUGUACGUGAAAUGUUACGAAUCAAGAGAAGUGUACAAGCAACUUAUAACACACAGGUUAAUUUCAUGUCUGCUCAAAUGCUAGCUGCGACAAAUACAAAAGGAGAUGAACCAAACACUGAAGUAAAUGAAAUGAAGAAACUUGAAGAGAAGGCCCGUCAACUCGCUGAAGAGGCUGUCUCAGACCAGAUCAAACCAGACAAAGGAAUCUUGUUUGUGAGGAGCAACACUACAGAUGAAGAUUUGGGAGAAUAUACCAAGACAACGAAUCCUGAUGAAAUUAAUAUUGAUGAUGACUUUGAUACUGAUGAAGAUGAAGAAAUUGAAGAAGUGAAUCUUCAACAACAAGCUGUUCCUGCUGAAGUUUUUGGAAGUCUUGCUUCUGAAGAAAAUGAAAACGAUGAAUGAAAAAAGCAUUUAUUACUCAAAAUAAAUUUUAUAUAAAUUUGUA